This is a messenger RNA of Chenopodium quinoa (quinoa), 1720 nucleotides long. RefSeq lists its product as uncharacterized. Gene Ontology annotation, molecular function: zinc ion binding. The record is from RefSeq and is a predicted model, not a curated record. The coding region runs from base 578 to 1720 and encodes 380 amino acids. Lineage: Eukaryota; Viridiplantae; Streptophyta; Magnoliopsida; Caryophyllales; Amaranthaceae. The transcript has 2 exons.
GUGAGGGCAGUAGUGCUGGGGACAAUGUGGGUGAGGUGCAAGGCACAAGUGAUUCUAGAGUUAGAAGAAAGAUGACUUUUGUUGUAGACAGCUCUAAGUCUGUAGAGACACAACCCAAUCCUGGUUUCAAUCUUGGUGAAGAAGAUGAGGAUUCUGAUGGAGAUGUUGCACCAAAGGGUUCUAUUCCAGCAGAUGAGCUAGCACAAGUAACUAGGAUUCCAAAAGUGAAGGACAGUUGGAAACCAUCAAAAUGGUUUGAUUUUUUUGAUGAUGAAGAUGAUGAGGAUUGGUGUAGAUGGAACCCACCUCAAAGGUAACUAUGGGGGGGUAUUGCUCUCUGCUGUGGGAAUAGAUGGCAAUAAUGAGAUCUUCCCCAUAGCAUAUGUUGUAGUUGGCCAAGAAGACAAGCAGUCAUGGACCUACUUCUUUUGGCAUUUGCUGAACAUUGUAAAAGAUUCAUCAAGAGAGCAUUGGACUAUUAUUUCUGAUAGGCAAAAGGCAAGUGUUUGUUGCUUUUUUCAAAUUUUCAUUCUCUUUUUUUUUUAUAUGCAAACAUACAAAUGCUCAUGCUGUAAUCAUGUUUCAGGGAGUUGAACUUGCACUAGAACAAGUAUGGCCAAAAGCUAACAGGAGGUUCUGCUGUAGGCAUCUAAGUAGAAACUACAAGAAGCUAUUUCCAGGCCCUAUGAUGUAUGUUCUAUUCUGGAGAGCAUGCAAUGCUUCUUCAGCUUUCACAUUCAGGAAAGCUAUGGAGAAGUUGCAGAAAGCAGGAGGAGAUGAUGUCAUGACUUGGUUUGCAGAAUUGGGAGAGAAGUCUAAGUGGAGUAAGCAUGCAUUUGACCCAAAUGUUUGCAAUGACUCCAAUACAUCCAAUUUUGUAGAGAGCUUCAACUCUACUCUAGGGGUGAAUAGGUGUAGGCCUAUUUUGACUUUGCUAGAAGGAAUAAGGAGGGUAUGUAUGGUUAGAAUAGCAACAAGAAUGGAGAAUGCAAAGUCUUGGAAUGAUGAAGACAUAACUCCAAAAAUUGUGAAGCUAGUGAAAGAAAUAGGAAAAGCUUGCUCAAAAUGCAGAGUAUUCAAGUCCAGCCCAGGUGAAUAUGAAAUUCAUGAGGGAAGAUCACAAUUUCCUCUCAGCUUAAACAAGAAAGUUUGUUCUUGUGGGGCAUGGCAACUGACAUGUGUGCCUUGUAGGCAUGCCAUUAGGGCUUUCAUUGAUGCCAAGUUGGACCCACAUGACUUUGUCAGUUCCUGGUACUCUGUGAAGACUUAUAAGCAAGCUUACAGUGUCUGUAUCAACCCAAUUCCUGACACAGAGCAAUGGCCUGCAGAUGAGUCAGGUAGAAUCAUCAUGCCUCCUAAGAUGAAGAGGGGAAUUGGAAGACCAAGCAGGAACAGAAAGAGGGAAGAAGGUGAGGAGCAACCUGGAAAAAGGUCAAAAACAGUGAAAUGCAGCAAAUGUGGUUGCUUUGGGCAUAAUAAGACAAUCUGCAAGGGAGGCUUAACAAGAAAAGAUUUGAAGACAAAUGAGCCUGUUGUUAUCAAGAACCCUAGGGUCAGAGACCAAAGUAAUGCAGCUAAGGCAGCUAAGGCAGCAAAGCAAUCUGAAGCACUUGGAUCUCAGUCUGCAGCAACUCAACCUUCAGCAUCUCAAGCAGCAGCUUCAACUAAAAAACUAAGGGAAAGAAGGGCAGACCCUCAGCUGAGCAACAAACAGUGCUGA